AGGAAAAAGGUUCGUGUAUUUGACUUGAGAAGAUAAACUUCCUUUAACACGUCUGAACGAUUUUAGUGCAUUUAUAUCGGUUUUUCACUGAAAUUAAACGUUUUACCUAACUUAUCUACUCAUUAAUUACUAAAAUGAAAUUAAGUGGCCAAUUAAUAGUUUUAGCAGUGUUCAUUGUUGUAGUAUCAGCAAGAAUAGACCCUAAAAACUUGAAGUGUUUGGUAUGCCGGACGACCUUCGAGGAACUGGAUAAGGCGAUUAAAAAUGUUGAUAAGUGGAAAAAAGUUGAUGUGGGUAACUUCAGGAUGGAUGCCAGCGGAGACACAAUGCAAGAUAAAGUGCCAGCGCACAGAUCUACCGUCUACAUCUCCGAGAUGAUUGAUGACAUCUGCAAGAAGAUGGACGACUACGUCCGCGUAUACUACAAGGCGACCGGCAAGCUCGAGAUCAUGCAGCUGAUGACCGAAGCCGGCGGGAUGAACCCGGAGUUCAGCAAGACCAAGUUUGUCACCGAUGAUGACUUGAACAAGAGUUUGGAGUACUAUUGCGAGCGUAUGUUCGAAGAGAAUGAGGACGAGAUCACCUCGCUGUACAAGCAUCGGCCGCAUGAUGACGUCAUGCCAGACGCGCUCAACGAGAUCUGCUUCAAGCACACAAAAUACUGCGAGGACUGGAUGCUGCCGACCGAGGAAGAUACCACCUGGACGGAGGAGAUGGAGAGGGAAUACAUUAAGAUCCACGGCCCGGACCCGUACGGUUUCAACAUGGGCGGCAUGGGUGGCAUGGGCAUGGGCGGCAUGGGCAUGGGCGGAGCGCCCGAGAUGCCCGACGGUCUUGGAGACGAGCUGCCGGAGGACCUCGAGGACUUACCGGGGGUUAAAGAUGAGCUGUAGACUGUCACCAAUAGCAAAUAUACCAUGGUUAACCUUUUGGACGCCAAUGACCGAUAUAUCCGCACCGCAGGUCUAACGCCAAAGACGGAUUAAUCGGUCACAGACCACAGAGCAACAUAUACCAACGUGCAUGUGCAUAAAGUUCAAUUUCAGUUUUGACACUUCGGUGACGUGGCGUCCGAGUGAGAGCUGUUGUAUUUAACACGGCGUCGAAAAGGUUAAACUGUGUGCGUUUAUUUUUUUUUAAACGUAUACAGAUAAUACUUACCAGUCUAUACUGAAAAUCGUAAUUCAAGACCAAAAAAAGUAAGCCAAUGUUGCCACUGCAAUAAUUGGUUUGUAAAAUAGUAAAUUUCUUUUUAUAAAUAAACACGCUAAGAUAAUUUAUUUAUUGGUGAUUUUACUUCUACGAUUUAAAAAAGUACUUUUAUUUAGUUUUACAUAAAUGCAAGACGCGCUAGUAAAAAAUGGGCAACAUUGUCUUACAUUUUUUGGUCUUGAAUUACGAUUUUCAGUAUAGUUUACGAAGCCUUUUAGAAUUAAGAAGCAAACUUGUCAAACGGGUUAUUAUAUCCUUGUUAUUACGUGUCCAUCUUGUAUUGUGUAUAUUUCUAAAACAUGACAAUAAUUUAAACCUACGUAUGACUAAGCACUGAUCAGAUCAGUUAAUUUAAGUAAACAUAUUGUAUUAAAUAAUGGAUUUAAAUUCAUACGCACUGAUCACAUGCGAAGGGUUAAAGAAAAUAUUUAAAAAUAUAUGUAAGUAUCUAUUACCUAAAUAACUUUGAACUGAUUGUAAACUUCAAGUAUUUUACAUUCCAAUUGUACUAGUAAGAAAAAGUCUAUUAAAGAAAUGUACUAAAUUAUUUGUCUUCCAAGCUAAAAUGACAAAACGCCUAUUUUAACAUAUUCACUGCCAGCGACCCGGGUUCUAACUAGAGAUGCACCAGAUAUCCGGUUACUAUCCGGUGUCCGGCCUAUCCGGCCAUUAUUUUCCUAUCUUGCCGGAUACCGGAUAGUAACAUUGCUCGAUUUCGGAGUAAACAAAUUGACACGGUCAUAAUCGUACUUGUUUAUUAUUUUAAAACAAUUUAAUAAUUCCAUUGACUUGCACGCGCAUUCAUUUCGAACCUAGAAAUGAGUCCGCGCGAACGUUCACUAGGAAACAGGUCAAACCUGCAGAAUGCGCACCUGAAAAACCGAAAUGUAGGUAUAGUUCCGCUGGCCGAAUAUCCGGCGGCCGGAUACCGGAUAUUCGGUUGAUGGUCAGGCCGAAUAUCCGGUAUCCGGCCAAACAACUAUCCGUUGCAUCUCUAGUUCUAACACAUUCACUGCCAGCGACCCGCGAGGCGGGUUCUCUCUUCGUAGGCGCUUUUCGCUACAUACGGGUUUUCCCAUGUUAUCGGCUACGCUCGUAGUGCGUAGCUCGGGCCGGCACUGAAUAUGUUAAGUGUUUACAUUUAAAAAUUCGUUUUCACAAAGUCUAUAGUUCGUUUUUUUAGCAUUAGAAAGAAGUUGCAAGGAGGUAAGCGAUCUUGACAUGUCUUUUAAUUGAAAAACGCUUUUUAAAAAUCAAAAACUAUUAAUUAUGAAAGCAGAAGAACAUAAAUGAUCGUAUUAGAUUCAUAAUUGUUACAUAUUUGCCGUAAACUAUUUUUAAAAUGUGUUUUAAAUUAAAAGACACGUCAAGAUUGUUUACCUUAUUUCUAAUGCUAAAAAAACGAAGUAUAGUUUGAUAAUUAUAUCACAAAGUGUCUUAAUUAAGUUAAGCUAGAAAAAUAUACAUACCUAUACACAGAUAGUGUAAAAGGUUCAAAAAGACAAUAAUAGUCUUGAAGUUGAGUGAAGAUUUAUAGUCCGUUUUUUUUAG
Messenger RNA from Cydia fagiglandana, 2763 nucleotides. It is a transcript of the gene sel, whose product is annotated as protein seele. The record is from RefSeq and is a predicted model, not a curated record. Bases 135 to 893 code for a protein of 252 amino acids. Gene Ontology annotation, cellular component: endoplasmic reticulum. The transcript has 7 exons. Lineage: Eukaryota; Metazoa; Arthropoda; Insecta; Lepidoptera; Tortricidae.